UUACCUAUUUUCAUCCCUAUGAGAAUGUACACAAUAAUACAAUCCCUGCAUUAAUAAUCAAAUUAAAACAAAAUCUCUUUGUACUUGAAUGUGUGCUUCAUGCGCAGCACUGCUCGUGCCAAUUCCAUGAUUUUAGGAAGUCUUUUUCACAGUCUUUGUAGACUUAGAGAAUACAUGGGAACUGCAAUUGGCGACUCAUCUUUCGAGGGUGGGGAAAAGACUUGUGCGAAGACUAAAUUAUACAUGAUCUUCAAGUGGCUAUAACCAUUCUAUGAUGACUAAUGAGAGUAGCCCGGCCGGGGGAAGGGGGAAUUCAUUACUACACUGUGUACAUGUACAUCAACACACUGUUGCAUGAUCUGCCUACAGUGUUUGUACGUAGUAGUCAUCGGUAUAUCGGCCAUUUUGUAAUCAGUUUAUUGUUUUGACUACUGAGUGAAGAAGACAUGGAUGUUGAAAUGAAGCAGUUUGCACGAGAGAAGGUCUGCUGAUGCUGCUCCUUGUAGGUGGUUACAAUGCCAGGUUAAUGAUUAAGUCCAAGACAAGCAUGUGUGGACAGAUAUUGCGUCUUCAGUCAACGCCCGAACGUAACAGAUGUUCCUGAUGCUGCUACCACUUCAAGGCCAGUUCCCAUCUCUAUGCAAACCAGGUUUUGAUAUGAAGUAGCAGUUGAGUUGGAAAGAGCAAGCGAAUUGUGCUUUCUUUAGUGAAGAUUCACGCUUGACGGGAAGUUUGUUGAACCUUCGUACCUAUCUGGAGCAUCGGUAGGCCUGUGAUCACUGUCCUGUGAAUACAUUGUAUUUGAUGUCCCAGGAAAACAUUUGGAUACGGAAUGUGUUGAUAAAGCUGUGGCUGUGACCAAUUGAAAAGAGAUUGUGUCAUCCUAGAGAGAGUUGUGUUGAUCUGCUCUAGUCCUUAAGAAUACCUGCAUGUAAGCGUGUCUUUGACAACAAUAACAGUCAAAAUGGUUGGUCAACUCAGACUGAAGCCACACAUUGACCAAUGGGAAGGAGAUGAUGAAGUCACAUUCUAUGCUGCUAAUGUCCAAAGACCAAAUGAGCUUCGUGACUUGGCAUCCACCUCCUCUUCAUCCUCGAGUUCUUCAGACCUCUCUGGCAGUGGGGAUGGCUUGCAGAACAGCAACACUGCCAAUGAGGUUUUAGAUGCCUUGCGUUCAAGGUCAGAUUCAUGUACUCUAGCUGAAAGCAAGGAUCAUGUGAAGGUUCACCCCUUCUGGCUGAGGAUAGGCAAGAUCAUCUCCAAUGUGCCAUUCAGCGUAGUAACUCUAGUCAUUGUAAGUGCUGUAUCCCUUCUCUUGGGGACACUGGCUGUUUUGGUUGUUAAACCUGCGCCUCAGUGGGACAAGUCGCUUGAUGCAUUUGAGAUUCCUAACCAUCCGUCCACUUUCAAACGCGAGAUGCUCAACUUGGCGCAGAAGGAUAAUAGUGUUCCAAAAAGACAAAAGCGAAGCCUGUUUGAGUCUCCAGCAAGGCUAGGUGAGUUGAACGUAAAUGAUCGUACUAUAAAAAAAUAUGGAAGGUAUUCAAAACAUAUGAGGAGUUCUCACAAGGAACAUAUCAAGACAAAACUUAGCCGCCACAAAGAGUCAGGGGUAGACCUUCCAGAAGAUGUAUUUAGUCCAAUUCCUUCCAGUCAUAUAUUGGAUAUCAACAAGCAAUUUGCUCAUCGCAAUCAAGAACUCAACAAAGACAAUAAUCAACUCAAAGAAGAGCAUAAAAGCCUUCAUGCUGAUGGUACAACUAAAAAGAGCUUAAGUGUAAAUUACUCUAGAACAUUGAAUGAUGAAACAAAGGGGCACAACAUCAAUAAGCGUUCCGCAGCACUCGCACCCCGUCCCCACUCCUGGCGUCUCCAGCUGGUGUACAUGGCAAAGGGGGAGGACGAGAACAUCUUCACACCUGAGCGACUUCAGACGAUCCAUGACAUUGAGAUGGACAUCAUGAAGCAGCCAGGUUUUACCAGAUUCUGUUCACGAUCUUCCCACUCGAUCGAUGAUCCAGCGUUGGCCGGGGUUGGCCACUGUCUGCCUCCAAACUCGCUCAUGACGUACUUCUUUCCCUCACAAGUUGGUGACAUGGUUCGUUAUGAUGGGAUGGGCAAUGAACUAGCGGAUAUCGACGGUACACUGAAAAUGGCAAUGGCCCACCAAACCUUCUACUGGUUCGUAGACACGCACAUGAACAGCACGAGCCGGAGGUCAAAGUUCAUACGAACAGAGGUGUGGUUUGGCCGACCUCAUAAUAAUAUGACGAACAUCAAAGCGUAUGAAGAGUACAAAAAGUUUAUCUUCACUUACAUCAAGCUUUUAGACAAGAAGUCUACAGACAAAGUCGACGUCUUGUACGGCGGCACUGAGAUCUUUGACCAGGAGGUAUCCAUGACCAUCUACCACGAUGUCCUUCUCUCCAUCCCGACCUUCAUCGCAAUCUUUGUUCUCCUCUUCGUCUUUACGUCCUUCUCGCUCUGGCUUACGAUCUGCGGUCUUCUGAGUAUCGUCUUCAGUUUCUGCCUGGCCUAUUUUUGCUACCAUGUCUUCUUCGGGAUUGAAGCACUUGGUCUCCUCAAUGUUGUCUCUGUCUUUGUGAUAAUCGGAAUUGGUGUCGAUGAUGUUUUUGUGUUUGUGAACACUUUCCGUCAAGCUGACUCCAUCAAAGACCCCGCCCUCAGAAUGGCUCAUACCAUUACCACAGCGGGGGGUGCCACUUUCUUUACUUCCAUCACAACGGCAGGGGCAUUUGGAGCCAAUAUGGCCUCCCAGAUUCCAGCUAUUUAUGAUUUUGGUUUGUUUAUGAUGUUACUUGUCAUCUUCUGUUGGUUGAUGGUGGUCAUGAUCAUGCCGUCGGCUCUCAACAUCUGGUGUCGUGCUCUCAACUGUGAACUCUCUGUCAUGCAGAAAUUCAAGAACAGGAAAAGUGCUAGCCCAAGUCAUCGGCGAGAUGCCAGUCUCUACAGGGUCCUGGCCCAGUACGAGAACCAGAGUGAGGCCAGGCCACCACUGGUCCAGGAACCGUGUCAUCAGGGAAUGACUGAGGUCCCAGAAAACCAUGUCCUGGAUGACAGCGAUAUACCUCUGUUGGACCUGGAGGAUGAGACGGAGGAACAGGGAUUGUUGACCGAUGAUGAAGAUGAUGUUCCUCUGCUAGAAAUAAGACCUGUCCCUGGUCCUGCAUCCUCCACGGAAACCAAAGAAUCAGCUAGUUUGACUGCUGCCCUCCAGAGGGCGCUUCAUAGAUUCAUUGCUAAACCAGUCAUGAAGGCCAGAUGGGUUGUCAUUGGGAUAUUCUGCAUCAUAUUUUGCAUCACCAUUGUCCUGGUAUCCCGCCUCCAGCCCGCCAGCCGUCCCCCAGCGCUCUACCAACCCGACACCAACCUCCAGCGGCUUCUGGACCUCGCCUACAACUUUAGUGGCAAGGAUAUCCGCUGUACCGAGUGCUCUGGGUUCGACCAGGGUGACUUACACCCCGUGGUACCUGUCCCAAAUGUUCCAAAGGUCCUCCCUGGGAUGCUGACCCCUAAUCCAGUCCUGCCCACCCAUCGGCCAGAGACCACUCUCUGGCCUCCGUCAGAGCCACAGAUACCGACGGUUGCUGGAGGGGGCGAUGGAGGGGGUGGGGAAGGGGGUGGAGCAGGGACUGAUGUAACAGUCGUUGGACCCCCUGGACAUCAGACCCCUCCUACCACUAGCAAACCAUCUGAGAGCUCUCCAACUCCGCCACCUAAAGGGCUUACGUGCCAGGAUGUUAAUCUUGUCUGUAAGUAUGGCUCCAUCUGCCAAGAAUCUAACGAACUGAAGGGAAGACCUCGCUGCGUCUGCAAGACAGAUUGCAACCAGUUAACGAUCGAUCCUGUGUGCGGGUCGGACGGGGAGACGUACGCCAGCGAAUGUCAGAUGCGGUCUUACGGGUGCAUGGAUAAGCGGGAAGUGACAGUGGCCAAGAAGGGAGUUUGCGAUGGUCCACCUAUCAUCCCACCAACACCUGAACAUCAUGAUGAAGUAUAUAUCGAUCCUUCCUCUCCGGGCAAAGGUUACGACCCCUGUGACACGAACAUCAUGUGUGGCAGUGUCGCGAGCAGACCUGUACUUGACAACAUGGCUACAGUCUUCCUGGUAUUUGGUAUCGAGGGUAUCAACAAGACGAAUGUUACGACACACCACGUACUCAAUGAAGAUAAGGGCACUGUCAUUUAUGACCUGGACUUCACGCCUCUCCGUGCUCAGACUGUGGGGGCGCUGUGUAAGAUCUGCAAGAUGAUCGGAAACAACCGAGACCUGGUCCUGGAUGGUGGGGCCGAGUGCUUCCCGUCCCAGUACUUCACCAUGCUUCAGAUCUACGGUUUGAAACUGCCCGAUGAGUGCAACGACAUCCCGCGACCUAAGCUCAUAGCAGGUCAAAGGUCACAUGCCAAGGCUCAUAUUAUCGGUCAUGAUCUAGUCUGGUUUGCCAUGGCUUUCGAGUCGAAAAUUUAUGAAGGCAAAUCAAGCUUUGAGGCCUACAAGGACUACAAUGCGUGGGAAAAGGCUAUUGUUAGAGUGAAAGAGAACCUGACGGAGGAUGAGAGAGCGGGUUUAAUGUCCGCUUUCCAGACGUGUGAUUACUGGGAGCAAGUCUUCAUGGAGAUCAUAGGUGUAACCAGUGCUAUAUACGGUGUAGCAUUCUCUCUUGUUGUCUGUGUCAUAGCUGUGGCUCUCUUCACCGCUCAUUUAACUAUCCUACUCAUAGCAUUCUUAACAAUAGCUGGUGUGAUCUUAGUGGUCGUUAGUAUGUUCUAUCUGUUAGGCUGGCAGAUGGGUGCCGUAGAAGCUGUAUCACUGUCUAUCCUCGUUGGUUCGUCCAUCGAUUACUGCAUCCAUCUUGUUGAGGGAUACCGGGUCGCUGGAGGACAGAUCAAGAUGGACUCUGGAAAGAGUACAAGACAAAUCCGUCAACAGCGGACCAUCCACUCCAUCAGUACCAUCGGCGUAUCCAUCCUAUCUAGCGCCCUCACUACCAUCAUCGCUGCGAUUCCGCUCUGUUUCACUACUGUCCAUCUCUUCGCUAAAUUCGGUCAGAUCGUGGCCCUCAACACCCUGGUGUCCAUUAUCUACACUCUGACGUCCUGCGCGGCCUUUCUCGGCUGCUUCGCUCCGGCCCGCUACAAGUGGAGCUGGCGCUGGUUGCUUCUGACAGUGGUCGUCGUCGGACUGGUGCUAGGGGCCGGUGUGGUGGCGCUCUUUGUCAUGCAUCAUCACGGCAUUACGAUACCUGGUCCGUCUGGAGACACGCUCUUCGGUUGAGAAUGUUUUCAUAAAACGUUGUAUUCCCCUCGAUGUGAUGAAUGGCUUAAAAUACAAGGCUCGAUAUUUUGUGUUAUAUUCAAAACUGAUAUUCUGAAAUUGCAUUGCAUAAAUGGCUUUAGUGAUUACAUGCUGACAAUGUUGUGCUUCAAACCUUGGUUUUAAAAUGCUGGCACUCUCAACUGGAGAAAUGGAUCAUUAUUUUUAUGCUUUAUUUAUUUAUUUUACAGAUUUUUAAUGAUUGUGUAUGGACAAGUAUACUAUGCUGCAAACUAGUCUUUGACAUGCAAUAUAUUGAAGUUUUCUUUUAGCCUUUUAGCAUUUGAGAAUGCUGGUAUUCUUUGAAAGUGAGCAAUGAUUAUCAAAAAGAUGAUAAUGCUUUGUUGCAAAGUAUAGAUAGAUGUGCUUGGAUAGCACAUGACUAUCAGCAAACAUAAACUGUUGUUGUUGGGGUUUUUUUCAUGUGAAUCAAUGACAACUUGCGUUGUUUCAUUGCAUUAUGCUUCAGAAAGCUACUCAUAAGUUGCACGACUGGUGACCCUUUCUUGUGCUAAAGGAUAAAUCCCUAUAUAGCUGACUUAGCACCUAAGAACAUGUUCCAGUGAUGACUGGUUACCCUUUCUUGUGCUUAAUGAUUAAUCCCUAUGUAGCUGUCUUAGCACCUAAGAACAUCUUCCAGUGAUGACUGGUUACCCUUUCUUGUGCUUAAUGAUUAAUCCCUAUGUAGCUGACUUAGCACCUAAGAACAUCUUCCAGUCAUGACUGGUGACCAUUUCUUGUGCUAAAUGAUAAAUCCCUAUAUAGCAGACUUAACACCUAAGAACAUGCUCCAGUCAUGACUGGUGACCAUUUCUUGUGCUAAAUGAUAAAUCCCUAUAUAGCUGACUUAACACCUAAGAACAUGCUCCAGUCACGACUGGUUACCCUUUCUUGUGCUAAAUGAUAAAUCCCUAUAUAGCUGACUUAACACCUAAGAACAUCUUCCAGUCAUGACUGGUGACCAUUUCUUGUGCUAAAUGAUAAAUCCCUAUAUAGCAGACUUAACACCUAAGAACAUGUUCCAGUCAUGACUGGUGACCCUUGUGCUAAAUGAAAAAUCCCUAUAUAGUUGACUUAACACCUAAGAACAUCUUCCAGUCAUGACUGGUGACCAUUUCUUGUGCUUAAUGAUCAAUCCCUAUGUAGCUGACUUAGCACUCAAGAACAUGCACCAGUUGAGCGUAAAGUGGUAUGUAACACACAACCCCAUGUGUGAUGAGAUAUAAAAGCAUGAAGCAAACUUCACCAAAAAGUGGAAGAAAGUUCCAUAGCUGAUGAAAUAUGGAAGGAAAUUCCCAGACCCCAUACAUUUUGAAAUGUAUAAUGUGUAUCUUGAGGGUAUGUGUUUAAUGUUAAACAUGUAUCAUUUGUUGGUAUUGUUAAAUUGAUUAUAUUGAUUGUUUCCCUCAACACAAAACUAAGUGAGUAGUUUGAUUUAAUUUUAUGAUCAAUUAUACAUUGAGCUCAAUGAUAAUAUAAUAAUAAUACGUAGGAUUUAUAUAGCUUCUUUUCCAUUUUGAUUAAAUGCUCAAGGCGCUUAGAGAAGAGCAAUUAAAACAAAGUAAAAAGGCACAUUACAAAUGAAGAAAAUGUCUUUCUUCAAAUCUAUUACCUGCUGGUGAACAAAUGCAAUUUAAGGUUGCCCUUGAAGGAUGUUGCAGAGUUCUUCAGUUCCUGCGGUAGUGAAUUCCACAGGGCUGGUCCGGCAUGAGCAAGGGCUCGAUCACCCGAGGAUAGUUUGGAUAGUGGAAUAUGUAUAGGAUUUGAAUGGGAUGUUCGCAGUGUGCAUACAGAUUGAUACUGAUGUAUUAGAGACUAGUUGCAAUGGGGUAUGGACCCAUUGAUAAUAUGAUACACCAGAAGCAGAAUUUUGAAAACUAUGUGAUCCAAUGGAAUCGAUCAUGUAAAAUGCAUCCUGUGAUCAACUACUAACAUUUGUGUUUCCAG
Lytechinus variegatus (green sea urchin) is the source of this 7282-nucleotide messenger RNA. RefSeq names its product protein dispatched homolog 3-like. The record is from RefSeq and is a predicted model, not a curated record. Bases 965 to 5296 code for a protein of 1443 amino acids. Gene Ontology annotation, cellular component: membrane. Gene Ontology annotation, molecular function: protein binding. Lineage: Eukaryota; Metazoa; Echinodermata; Echinoidea; Temnopleuroida; Toxopneustidae. The transcript is spliced from 17 exons.